Diaporthe batatas is the source of this 3603-nucleotide messenger RNA. RefSeq lists its product as uncharacterized. Gene Ontology annotation, biological process: biosynthetic process; mitochondrial respiratory chain complex I assembly. Bases 55 to 1173 code for a protein of 372 amino acids. The record is from RefSeq and is a predicted model, not a curated record. Lineage: Eukaryota; Fungi; Ascomycota; Sordariomycetes; Diaporthales; Diaporthaceae. The transcript is spliced from 2 exons. Gene Ontology annotation, cellular component: mitochondrion.
GCACGAUGCAGUUCUAAAAAUGGGGCAAUUCGUUUCUGACUUCUCCUGAACAACAUGUUUCUCUCCCACAGCCUCAGACAUGGCCCAGGGAGGCCACUUGUCCGAGCACUGGGCAGUGUUCGGAGAACAACAAGAGCAAGGGGAAUUGCGACAGAAGCAGACAUUGAGAGCGCUCGAAAAUACUGUGUAAAUCAGUUGAGGCAAGGCGACUACGAUGCCUAUCUCAUCCGCCAAUUCGUCCCUCGCUCCGCCCAGAAUGCCUACGACGCCCUGCGAACCCUCAACCUCGAACUCGCCCGCCUCCCCGAGACCGUCUCGAACCCCACGAUAGGCAUGAUGCGCAUGCAGUUCUGGCGCGACUCCAUCAACAAGACCUUUGCCGGCAGCCCGCCCAAGGAGCCCAUCUCCAUCCUCCUGCACAGGGCCAUCACCGACCUCGCCGAGAGGACGGGCUCCACCGCCAGCGCCAGCUCCAUCAAGUUCUGGCUGCUUCGCCUCAUCAACACCCGCGAGAAGUACAUGGACAACAGGCCCUUCUCGAGCCUGGCCGCCCUGGAGGACUACGCAGAGAACACAUAUGCCACGCUGAUGUACAUGACCCUGGCCGCCAUGGACGUCCGCUCCGUGCACGUCGACCACCUGGCCAGCCACAUCGGCAAGGCCUGCGGCAUCGUCGCCACCCUCCGCGGUGUCCCCGUCCUGGCCGCUCCGCCGCGGCCGGUACAGAUCCCCGGCGGGGUGGAGGCAGGCAACAGCAGGAGCCAGGCCCUCCUGCUGCCCCUCGACGUCAUGGCCGAGGUCGGCCUGCGGGAAGAGGACGUCUUCCGCCACGGGCCCAACGCGGAUGGCCUGCAGGAUGCCAUCUUCAAGGUGGCCACCCGUGCCAACGACCACCUCAUCACCGCGCGCGAGAUGUUGAAGAACAUGCGCCAGGGGGCGGAUCCUGGCCACGAGUACGAGCACGCCGGCGAGGUGGAGCACUCGUAUGGCCAGGAGGAGGGAGACACCACACAGCGGGACCUGAAACGUGGCUUUGGGGUCCUGCUGGAGGCUAAACCCGCCGAAGACUAUCUCGAGAGGAUCGAGAAGGCCAACUUUGACCCGUUCCAGGUCAGGAGCAGCUGGAAGUUGCCAUGGAGGAUAUGGCAGGCCCUACGGAAACAGCAAAUAUAGCACCACAAUCAACGCGGCUCAAUUCAUACUUUAUUUGGGGUUGCAUUCUACUAUUUACUCGGGCCAUUUGGACAUUCUCGAGUUGUAACACCACACGCCACACAUAUUUUUGUGCCCCUAUGAAAUUCAGAUGACCAACAAUCCCGAGCGGAAGAGGUGGACUUAAAAAACUCAGCCUAGAAAGUGUACAUGUGGUCAUGGUCACAAGGAGGAAAGGUGCCCUCAGGAUUCUUGAAGGUAGUGCCUUCCAGGAGAAAGGCCCAGUCGCUCUUGUCUCCGUCCAGUUCUUCGCAUUUCUUAAUCGACCCGGGCAAUCCGACGCCCGGCCGCAUCCACUCGGGCAAAUCGGCCGGAUCCUUGUAAUCUCUCUUCAAGAUCCUAUCCCACGCACGCUUUGUUUCACCACAUAGCUCCAUCCCAGUGGACAGGAACAAAUUGCCCAAGGCCUCUAGUGCCCACCAGCCGACGAUGCCCGCUUGCUGCCAUUUUUGAUCCACCGUAUCAACCAUGACGCGGAACCCCGUGUGAAGUAUCUCUCGGAUGGCUUCCGUGCCGUGGCCACCGGCAUCCCGUGCCAAGGCCUCGGACGCCUGUCUGAUAAGGGCCUGGCACGUCCGUCCCCAAAACAUCCGGUUGUUACGAAUCCGCGUGGCAUCAAAGUCCGAAUUCCAAAGGGCGCUAUUGUUAUGAUACCACCCGGGCCAACAUUUUACCAAAACAAUAUUCUUGAUACAGGCAAACAGGAUACCGCGUCUGACAUGUUCUAAGUGUGCGUUCGCUGCAUCGCCCGGCAGCCAGCUCGAACCAUGCCCGACGAGGAUGUUGACUGACCAUUGACCUAUGGCGGCACGGUGCCCACAUUCCUUGGCCUCAAAGCUCGCGAGGCACUUGAGAGCCUCAUCUAGGGCUGUGUCGCCUCCAAUGUUUCUGAACCCGGCUGAUUCGUAUCUCCUCGCUGGAGCCCCUGGACUGAUACCGUGUUCGAAAAGACACGAAGCCAUACUUUCAAGUUUCCUUUCAUAGAUUUCGGCAUCGGCCAUAGGUUUCGUCCAAGGCAGCAUGUGCAGGACCGUCUUGUCCCUGUAAUAACCAUGAACAGCACCCGGGUCGCGGGCCAGGAUGGCUUUCAUGGCAGGCAGGCUCCCAUGCAGCACUGCGUGAUGCAAUAGGGGGCACACCGUCUGCUGGUGAUCCAGCCCCUUCCGGAGCAGCAUCUCCAGCACUUCCGUCUGCCCGAGCUCUAUCGCGAGGUGGCCUAUCGUCUGGCACACGGUAGGGUAGUGAGGCUCUUCAUAGCCGGCAAUCGGAUCACCAAACAUGCAGGCGCCCGGUACCGUUUCGAAGGGCCAGGAGGCGGCGCACCGCGAGUGUAUCUUGGAUAUAUCACGGCUGCAAUGAUAAUACUCCAUCCGCCCCAGGGUGAGGCUGAGGUCGGCGCCGGCGUCGACCAGCGCCUGGAACAGCUCGAGGUUGCCGUGUGCCAGGGCGAUGAACAAGGGGGGCGGGUGGUCUCCGAAUGUUCGCCUGGUGCGCCGUGGGAUAUCCUCCUGUAGGUAAUAAGCGCGUCGGAUCAGGUCCAGGCCGUUGAUGUAGGAUGGCUGGUGCACCAAGGCUGCCUGUAUUGCCCUCUGGGCGACAGGCAGCGCCGAGGCGCCGCGGGUGGACGCCCAGUGCAGGGCCGUCAUCGCCCCAGCAAUGUGGUAUGGUUUAUACCGUACGGGAACUGUGGCUUUGAAUACCCUGAAUUCAAUAUCUAUGCGCCUGGUGCAUUGGGGACAUUCACAGUUACCCCUUUGCAUUCUUUCGUGCUUUUCCUUGGCAAGCAUGGCUGCCAGCUGGAGGCUGGCUUUUGCAUCCCUUGUCUCCUCCCGUUUUUUCCAGGUGCCUUCACUGAUGUCGCUUACACUCGCGCAGGGACUCCAGGUGCCGAUGGAGCUGUAGUCGUCAAGGGAGUCGUCUUCGUCACUUGACAGUUCGUCUUCGGACGUUCCAAAAACAGAAGCGAUACCAUUUAACCAUUCGCCUUCGUCUUGGUCUUGGUCCUGGUCUUGGUCUUGGUCUUGGUCUUCUUCUUGGUCGUGGUCUUCUUCUUGGUCGUGGUCUUGUUCCUGGUCUUCUUCUUGGUCCUCUUCUUGGUCCUGGUCUUCAUCCUGGUCUUCCUCACCGUCUUGUUCUUCGUCUUCGUCUUCAUCCCAUUCCUCUUCGUCUUCGGAUUCGGAUUCGGAUUCUUCUACGUACGUCCACUCGCGCGGAGAUUUGUGGUACUCAAUCACGUCGGCCGAAGACCUAUCACCGUAUCUGUGUGCAAGCCUGGCCUCAUAGGUCACUUCGCACUCAUACAAUGCGGGCUGUAGGUGAUACCAUGUAUCUUUACUCGCCAGUGCCAGAUUGAAGACCUGCUUCGGCUGAGGGAGUGCCUGGGCAAUCAUA